Molecule: messenger RNA, 2434 nt
Organism: Cyphomyrmex costatus
Lineage: Eukaryota; Metazoa; Arthropoda; Insecta; Hymenoptera; Formicidae
Product: tetratricopeptide repeat protein 39C
Exons: 10
Coding region: 556-2385 (609 amino acids)
Biological process (GO): cilium assembly
Molecular function (GO): protein binding
Source: RefSeq, a predicted model, not a curated record
AUAAACGACGUGAAUUGAUUAAUCAGAUCGUAUAUCUGUAUCUAAUCGAGACAAGUUACAUCAUAUGCGAAGGAUAGAUCCGUCCUAGUGGUCCAACCUGCUACGUUACACCGGAAAAUCAAAAUUCCGAGAUAUGCAAAAUUAGAUUUUAAAAAGAUAAAACGAUUUUAAAUAUACGUUAAAAAUAGCUCCUUCCUGCUUUGCGGUUUAUGCACGGAGAAAAUGCGGUAAGAAUGCAUCGCAUUUCGGUCAGUGACAGCAACAAUGACCGCAACGCGGCACGCUCAUGAUGUAAAUGUGCAGGAUAUAUUCUGCGUGUCAUAUGUAUGUACGUAUAUUUUUUCGAUCGUUGAACUUGUCUUUUGAAACAGCAAUAAAUCAACAAUCAUCAGUAUGUUCGCGCGAAUAAGUGACCUUGAUGUAAACUAUCGACUGACAAUCCCGUAUUGUGGAAAGAUGCUUUCCAUUUGACGAACACGUAGCCGACAGUCUCGAGAGAAAGAUUUUAUUCGAAUAUAGCUUUUCGAAAUUUUUUCACGGAGAUAACAUAGAACGAUGGCGGAAGACGCGUUGAAGGACUGGAAAAUUGCUAGGACCGGCAUCUCUCUGUUGUUGAAUAACAAAACUGAGGAAGCUGAAGCUCUGUUUAUCGAGCACCCUCAUAGCUUCCAUGUCAAAGCCGGCCGUUGUUUUGUUCUCUUCAUGAAUGCUCUGAUGACUUUCGAAGAGGACAAGUUUCAGCAAGCCACAUUAUUGCUUAAAGAUAUGGAACGAGAAUGUGCGGGCGACAUAGGAUGGCUGAAGUCUGUAAAAAGUAAAGUGUUUAGAGCCGAAGAGACCGAUAAGGACUACGUGAAUAAAUUAGAGCGUCAAAUAGUUCUAGCGGAUACGCAGGUAUUCUCAGCUGUAUCAUUGUUUCUUCAACAAGAGUUAACUGGAUACGUUCGUGGUUGCUGGAUGCUUCGUAAAGCUUGGCGUGUUUAUCAACACGCGUACAAUCAGAUCUCGCAAUUGUAUCGUCGCACUUUCGGUACAAAUCCGACCGGAUUCAGCCCGUCUUGCAUCAAUCCGAGCAAUGGAUCCUCUCUGCAGAGUCCACAGAGUCCAGAAUCUUCGGAAUGGUCGAUACCAUCCUGCAACGGUUACACGAACAACGUGACACCAAUGUCAUCGCCAUCAGGUCUGCGAAGCUCUCUAUCAAUGUUCUUCUCGCUCACUGGCAUCACGUCUGAACAACAGACACCUUUCGUGGAACCGGCUGAGGUGACACGUUUAAUGUCGGCCGCAAGCUUCGGUUAUGGUGUAUACCAACUGUGCGUGAGUCUUUUGCCACCUUCUGUGCUGAAAGUGAUCCACUUUUUCGGCUUUGAAGGUAACAGGCAGUCUGGUCUUACUGCCCUUAUGUACGCACGACUUGGCGAAGAUAUGCGUGCACCGCUUGCUACAUUAUCCCUCCUUUGGUAUCAUACAAUUGUACGUCCGUUUUUCGCACUGGACGGAUCCAAUGUAAAAGCGGGGGUCGCAGCAGCGAAACAGCUGGUAGCUGAAUGUCAUGCCGAAUUCCAGAAUUCUGCCCUUUUUCUUUUUUUCACUGGCAGAAUGGAACGUUUAGAGAGAAAUGUUGAUGCGGCUCUAGAAGCGUUCGGCAAAGCUGUGGAGGUUGCAACUCAGAGGGAAGUCAAACUGUUGUGUUUACACGAGGUGGCUUGGUGCCACGUGAUACGCUUCAGCUACGAUGAAGCGUAUCGAUCCUUACUGCAGUUGCAGCAGCAGUCGAGGUGGUCCAAGGGCUUCUACGCGUACUUAGCCAUGGUUUGUUGUGGAGCGAACGGAAAGUUUGACGUUCUUCUGUCGCUGUACGGUAAGAUUCUUCCUUGGUUCCAUGAGACGAAAAACGAAUCGCAACUCGAUGUCUUCAUCAUGCGUAGGCUGCCGAAAAUCGUUGAUAAAGAAACCGGGCAUCCUUACACAGUUUUGUAUUAUAAGUUGCUCGUAUAUGAAGCAUUGUACUUGUGGAAUGCCCUUCCGUCUUGUUCCACCGAAUCGCUGCGAGAAAUAUCUUAUGAAUGCAAGGAAAACCAUUCCGAGGAACCAAUGGUGGGUUUGACUGAUCUUAUUGAAGGUGCAGCAUACCUUUAUCUAGAGGACACCGAAGCGGCUAUUAAAAGUUUUCGAAAUUGUCUGAAAUGUAGGUAUCCGUCCAAGGACGAGUACGAUCAGCAUGUCAGCGCGUUUGCCUUGUACGAAUUAGGAAGUAGCCUUAGUAACAAUAACAAUCUUAAUGAAGGCAAAAAUUUCUUAUCAAAAGCGCAAACUCAGUACAAAGAUUACGACUUUGAAACUCGACUCAAUUUACGUAUACAUGCCGCCCUGAAAAAUGUAUAGUGACAUUAAGCGUCCGAUAUUACAUCACACAAUGUAACAUAGUUUUAGU